UUCCUGGAGCUGCCAACGCGCCUUAAAACCACAAAGCGAGCUAGAAAAAAAACAAAGAAAGAUAAACAACGUAAAUUCACAAAAUUUUAUAAAAAAAAACAAGUUUCCCGAACAAAUAGCAAUGGAAGCGACCAAAACGGCUGCAGAAAAGCUGGCGGAGCGUAAGGCGCGUCUUCUGGAGCUGCACAAGAAGCGGCAGGAGGCCCGGACGGACAACCACCAGGAAGUAGUGGCGGAGGACGCCCGCAAGAAGCUGCCAAAGAACUGGGAGGCACGAAAGCGCCAGGCGGAGUGGAUCCUGGCGGACGACAAGGCGCGCUCGGAUGCGCAGGCAGCUGGCAAGGACUACGAACGGCUCAAGCUCCUCGAGGUUUCAGCGGUGGAUGCUGAUCGCAUCGAGAAGAAGAAGAAGCGUAAGGACAAUCCGGACCUCGGUUUCUCCACCUACGAAGCUCAAACGGCCAGACAGUACAACAGAUUGGUCAAGAGCAUGCCCGCCCGCGACAUGGCCAAAUACGAGAGGCAGAAGGAGGAGCUCGGCGAUGCCUUCUAUGGCGGUGCCCACACCACUUUGCAUUCGAGGACGAAGGACACGCCUGGUGCCAUCAACAACAUGGUGCAGGACCUGGAGCAACAGAUUGAGCGCCGCAAGAAGUACUCCCGCAGGCGAAUUUACAACGACGACGCGGACGUGGACUUCAUCAACGAGCGCAACUCCAAGUUUAACAAGAAGCUGGACCGAUUCUACAGCGAGCACACAGCGGAAAUCAAACAGAAUUUGGAGCGCGGAACAGCUAUCUAAGUUUAGUCUUUCGUUUAGUAAUUUUAAGGUCAAAAUUCGAAGAGUACCUAAUCUGCUUUCUGUACAUUUACUUUUGGUAUAUGUAUGAGAAGCCAGUAAUAGACCAUUUUCUUUUAUAUAAUCUUUAAAAAACUUAAAGGUAAAAAAAAAUGUACAUUGCAUUAGAUUCCUAACUUUCUAAUGUAAUUUCUCAAUAAUUUUGUUCGGAUCGACGUUAAAUUAUACAGAUGUUUUCUCUGAUGGGUAAAAAUAAAAUUAACAAAAAUAAAGAGCGAGUUGGCAGCUCUGCCUGAAAAACAUUUCAAA
Molecule: messenger RNA, 1108 nt
Organism: Drosophila gunungcola (fruit fly)
Lineage: Eukaryota; Metazoa; Arthropoda; Insecta; Diptera; Drosophilidae
Product: pre-mRNA-splicing factor Syf2
Exons: 1
Coding region: 122-802 (226 amino acids)
Cellular component (GO): Prp19 complex; post-mRNA release spliceosomal complex; catalytic step 2 spliceosome
Source: RefSeq, a predicted model, not a curated record